CUUGAGUAAAGAGCCUAAAAAUUGUAGUUGUAGUAAAUGUACAUAGUUUCCACCACAGGUAUUUGUUCCUCUUCCAGGACAAAUGGUAAAUGACUGAGCAUUUCUUGCCUGUAUCAGUUGAGUUCAUCUAGCAGUGCAGGUGUGUCGGAGGGUGGGAGGGUGUUUGGCAACUCCGCAGACAGUCGGCUCAGUUAGAAGAACUCCAACUUCACAGAGACAUCAUGCUCUCUCUGCUUCCGUUCCUCUACCUGUCUCUGGUCUGGACAAAUGAAGUAGGGGCAUCAGAUCCUGGCCUGCCCUUCAUGGAGUACCUGGACAAUGACCAUCUGGUCUGCCUGAAGUGGGGCUUUGAUAAACUGCAAGGAAACAUUACAUUCAAACUGGUGGUCAACACAACUGGCUGGGUGGGCUUUGGCUUGAGUCCAAAUGGAGGCAUGAAGGGGUCAGAUAUCGUCAUGGGGGGACUUGGACCCAGUGGACCCUACUUCACAGAUCGUUAUGCCACAGGGGACUCCAUGCCUGUAGUGGACAAGGAGCAGAGCUACACUCUCCUGUCUCUAACUGAGAGUGACGGACAAACCAUCAUGACCUUUUGGAGGUCCAUUCAGUCAUGUGAUGACCAAGACUUCCACAUCACUGCUAAACCCAUUAAGCUGAUAUAUGCCUAUGGAACAACAGAUGAGAUUGCUUACCACAGGGCCCGCAGAGGAACCAAGGAGGUCAACCUGCUGAAUUACAAGUCCAAGACAACCUUACCCAGCCUCAACUACAUCACUGCCACAGUGGAAAAUGUCACUAUCCCUCCCUUUCAUACCUAUUACCACUGCAAGGUCAUGAAGUUUCCAUACUUAAACAAAAAACAUCAUAUAUAUCAGAUUGAACCAGUGAUUGACAACCCUGACAUUGUUCAUCACAUGCUGCUCUACAGCUGCCCCUACUAUGUGACACAACCCUCUGACAACCCAUGUUUCAUGGGCGACUUAGGGGACUACUGCUACGGGGUGGUGGCUGCCUGGGGAAUGGGAGGAGGAGCAUUUGAGUUCCCAGAACAUGCUGGUAUUCCUACUGGAGGUGAGGGCAGUGAUAAGUUCUAUAGGCUGGAAAUCCAUUACAAUAACCCAACCGAGGAAACAGGCAGGACAGACAGCUCAGGAUUGAGACUACAUUAUACAGACCAACUCCGGCAGCAUGAUGUGGGCAUCCUUACCACAGGGUUGGAGCCAUUUGGAGAUAUUAAGUACAACAUCCCUCCCGGAGCCACUAAAUUCCACAGCUAUGGUGUGUGUAAUACCACUCUCUUCUCUCAGCUCAUGAAUCCUGUGCCUGACCUCCAAGUGUUUGCUGUGUUGUUGCACACUCACUUGGCUGGGAGGAAGGUCAGACUUGGCCAUUUCAGAAAUGGAAAGCAGAUAGAUUUCUUAGCCUUGGACGAGAACUACAACUUUGAGAUACAAGAGACUAUCAGUUUGGGGAACAUCAAAACCAUCAAGCCGGGGGAUGAUAUUGUCGUUGAGUGCACCUACAAUACUACAGGUCGUGCAGGAUACACAAAGAUGGGGUUAGCAACUACCGAUGAGAUGUGCCUGGCCUUCCUGCUCUUCUACCCUGCAAUCAGUGUCACUGGAUGUACUAGCCACCCAGAUGUGACAAAUCUGUCAAUGGACAACAGUUACCAAAUUGCUGAGUAUGAGAGUUUGCUGAAGACCCUGCCACAAAUUCAGGGGGUCUUUGAUGAUAACAUCACAUUCUCAAGUUACCCAAAUGGCACUGUCAGGGAGAUGAUGAAAACACCGACUGUCACUUGUCAGAAUACCAACGUGUCAAGCGGAGGCACUUUCUGGAUUUUGAACCCAGCAGCAGCAAUCAUAUUUUUACUUGUCUGGAUUGCACUAAUGUGAAGUGACUGAAGAAGCAACAGAUCCAAUCCAUCGUAAUCUUUUAAAUCUUUUAAACAACCCUAUUUCUAUUAAGAAUAAUCAUGUUUACAAGACAGCGUGUGGAUCGUUUCCUAUGUUUUGUCUGUCUGCUCUGUUUAUAUCUUCUUCACCAUUUUUUUUUUAUUAAUUAUCAUUGAUUUGAUUUGAUUUGACUGAUUUGCUUUGCUGUCUUAAUGUAAGCACAAAAUUCUUUGCCAUGUACACCUGGAGACAAUUCAUACUAAAAAGUAGUUUAAUUUCACUAUGUACGACGAUGAUAAUUAUAAAGGAAUUCAUAAUUACAUAUUACUCAUUAAGGCUAUGAUUAACGCUUUGACCAAAUGUAUGCAUUAGAAAGAUUAUAUAGCACUAAUACAUUUGCAUUUAUUGCUGUGUGUGUACUUGCACUGUAAUUGUGUUCACUAGCCUAUAUGCACUGUAUGCACUGUAUGCACUGUCAUACACCCACAUGUUUUUAUGUGUAAAUUAGUUAUAUA
Messenger RNA from Thunnus maccoyii (southern bluefin tuna), 2413 nucleotides. RefSeq names its product monooxygenase, DBH-like 1, like (gene moxd1l). The record is from RefSeq and is a predicted model, not a curated record. The transcript is spliced from 13 exons. Lineage: Eukaryota; Metazoa; Chordata; Actinopteri; Scombriformes; Scombridae. Gene Ontology annotation, biological process: dopamine catabolic process; norepinephrine biosynthetic process; octopamine biosynthetic process. The coding region runs from base 222 to 1898 and encodes 558 amino acids. Gene Ontology annotation, molecular function: copper ion binding; dopamine beta-monooxygenase activity. Gene Ontology annotation, cellular component: secretory granule membrane.